This is a messenger RNA of Didymella exigua CBS 183.55, 783 nucleotides long. Its product is annotated as NAD(P)-binding protein. The transcript is spliced from 9 exons. Gene Ontology annotation, biological process: triglyceride catabolic process; phosphatidic acid biosynthetic process. Lineage: Eukaryota; Fungi; Ascomycota; Dothideomycetes; Pleosporales; Didymellaceae. Bases 1 to 783 code for a protein of 260 amino acids. Gene Ontology annotation, cellular component: endoplasmic reticulum; lipid droplet. Gene Ontology annotation, molecular function: acylglycerone-phosphate reductase (NADP+) activity; triacylglycerol lipase activity. The record is from RefSeq and is a predicted model, not a curated record.
AUGGAGAAGAGCAGGAAAUCUGUCGUGAUCACUGGAUGCAGCCCGAACAGUAUCGGUGAGGCUCUGGCCCUAGAAUUCCAUAAGAAUGAUUACAUCGUUUGCGCUACAUGCCUUCCGCACGAACAACUUUCAGAUCUCGAGGCUCUAGGGAUGAUUUGCUGCCCUCUUGACGUCACCAGUGACAUCAGUGUAGCCAAUUUCUCUAGCUUUCUGCACAAGCAUUUCGCAAAGUUGGAUGUCUUAGUUAAUUCGGCCGAAGACUAUGUUAUGCCUGUGCUCGAUCUUGACAUGAGCGAGCUACGUCGUAUCUUCGAUAUCAACGUCUUCGGAACGAUCCGGGUUAUUAAGGCUAUGACUGACCUCUUGAUCGAAUCCAAAGCUGCAUACAAUGGCAGUAAAGCUGCUCUGCUUGCCAUGGGUAAUACACUUCGUAUCGAGCUUAGCCCUUUCAACGUCAAGGUUAUGACGAUCUUGAGUGGACCUGUCGAGAGCGGGCUAAUGACCCGUGCAACUCGAGUUCUUCCUUCAUCGUCUCUAUACCUACCCGUGCAAGCAGAGUUUGAGUCACGCAUGUCUCAUGAAGAACAUGGUGUAAAAACGCUUGCACGUGGACAGUUUGCAACGGCUGUCUAUGCAAAGGUGGCAGCACCUCCAAUGAACUUCUGGAUUGGUCCGUGGAGCCGUGCUGUCUGGGUUCUGGAAACAUUUGGGUUACAAAGUGUUUGGGCUAGAAUUUUCACUAGAAUGUUUAGACUGGAUAAGCUACGAAAGGUCAAACUAUAG